AUGCAAAACGCAACAGAAAUAGUUUCAUUUGUGCUCGUCCCUUACGGCACCAUAGAACACCUGCACAGGUAUGCGUAUUUCACCGUGAUAUUAUCUGUGUACAUCUCAAUUGUGUUCGCUAACACUUUGCUCAUUGUGGUCAUAUGUGUGGAGAGAACUCUGCAUGAGCCCAUGUACGUGUUCCUCUGCAGCCUGUUUGUCAAUGAAAUAUACGGCAGCACGGCCUUGAUGCCCCAGCUGAUGACGCAGAUGUUUUCCGAAACUCAUGAAGUGUCUUUCGUCCUCUGUCUGCUGCAGAUGUUUUGCCUGUACACCGCGGCAUCUGUCGAGUACUGCAACUUAGCAGCCAUGGCUUAUGACAGAUAUGUUUCUAUAUGCAAGCCUUUACACUACAGCGUCAUCAUGAACAGCAGGAGGGUGUGUGGGGUGGUUUCACUCGUGUGGAGCUACUCCUUCAUCAGAUUUUCACUCACCAUGUCUCUGACUCUCCCCGUAGCUUACUGCGGGAACUCGGUCAACCAAGUGUUCUGUGAUCUCAAGCAUGUGAACAGUUUGGCGUGCUCGGACAAAUAUUCAAGAAAUAUUCACAACAUAGCAGCUGGUUUUCUGUCCAUCCUCGUCCCUCUUGUCUUUAUCGUCUUCUCCUACAUCAGGAUUUUAACUGUGUGUCUGAAAAUGUCCAAACAAGCCCAGAGGAAGGCGAUCAGCACUUGCACUCCACAUAUCGUGUCUCUGCUGAACCUGUCCAUCGGCUGUUUCUUUGACAUUGUCCUGAGCAGAUUCAGCACAGAUCGAGUUCCAGCUGCGUUACGCAUCUGUUUGCCGCUGUAUCUCUGCUUUGUUCAGCCACUUUUGAACCCAGUCAUGUAUGGGGUGAAAACGUCAAAAAUCAGAAAUGUGUGCAAAAAUGUACUGCUCAGAUCAGGUCAGGUUCAGGUAAAAUGUCAAGACAGAAACUGA
Messenger RNA from Myripristis murdjan (pinecone soldierfish), 960 nucleotides. Its product is annotated as olfactory receptor 142-like. The transcript has a single exon. The record is from RefSeq and is a predicted model, not a curated record. Gene Ontology annotation, cellular component: membrane. Gene Ontology annotation, molecular function: odorant binding; G protein-coupled receptor activity; olfactory receptor activity. Gene Ontology annotation, biological process: detection of chemical stimulus involved in sensory perception of smell; G protein-coupled receptor signaling pathway. Lineage: Eukaryota; Metazoa; Chordata; Actinopteri; Holocentriformes; Holocentridae. The coding region runs from base 1 to 960 and encodes 319 amino acids.